Nycticebus coucang (slow loris) is the source of this 5161-nucleotide messenger RNA. RefSeq names its product Ras and Rab interactor 2 (gene RIN2). Gene Ontology annotation, cellular component: endocytic vesicle; cytosol. The record is from RefSeq and is a predicted model, not a curated record. The transcript has 12 exons. Gene Ontology annotation, biological process: vesicle-mediated transport; signal transduction. NCBI's taxonomy places the organism in Eukaryota, Metazoa, Chordata, Mammalia, Primates, Lorisidae. Gene Ontology annotation, molecular function: guanyl-nucleotide exchange factor activity; small GTPase binding. Bases 1004 to 3670 code for a protein of 888 amino acids.
UUCUUACUCCAGCCUGUUACCAGGGUGGUUUUAGGAUGAAAUGGCUGGGGUGACAUCUGCAGGGAGGCAUGGGGAGCCCUGAGUGGAAAGGAGAGGUUAUCAUUUUAAAUUGUCAGUACUGAGUCAGGGUGGAUGAUGUUGUGAUUUGGGAAGAAAACCAGAGCUGGAACAGAAAGAACCUUAAACCAGAACUUCUUCUGGGCGCUUAAGAACUUUAUUUGAAAAAGUAAUAACAAGCUAUGCCCUGUCUGCUGGCCUGUCAUUCUGUGGGAUGUACCUGCUGUGGCAUGUGGCGGUGUGCUCCUGUCACCUGCUCUCAUCUCCGUCCUGGAGCAGCCUUAACAGGAAGGGGAAAUGCCACCUGCAUCCUUCCAGGAAAUAGCCGGAUCUGCCUGUCCCGUGUGGAGUCCAAACCAGCUGGCGAGGGUGCGUGCAUGCAGCUCUCAGGCAGCUCGCUGGGACAAACUCAUUGCUUCUGGGACUCAAGCUGCUCCUCUGCUACAAGCAAAAUUCCCUGCCUGACCUGGCUCAUCAGAAAGGGUUUGUAUAUGGAAAACUUCAGAAAAGAACAAAGAAACUUAGCCUGGAUGAGGAAUGAAGUCUUGGCUGUCCUUUAGCCAUUCCCGAACUGCCAGGCUACGUAAAAAAAAAAACAAAACUCUGCUGGGAAAACGUCUGAAAAAGAGAAGGCGUCACAGACAGCAGGCGCGGCCUGGAGCAGCUGCGCGCUCCUGCCCGUGCGCCCUGGCUCCGCGCUCCGCUCUCCGUCUGGAGCAGCUCCAACCUGCGCACUUUGCGAGUAUGAGCCAGGGGGCCUGAGCCUCUGGAGUCGGCGAAAUCCCGCCCUGGCUUCUCAGGAGGCCUUUGGAACUCUGGCCUUCAGCCCAGUGCUAUCACAAGUGGAGAGAAAUGUAGGGAAGAUGCCGCUAACGCUUUAAAGUGACCGUGCCACGGAGCAAGAACUCAGGAGUCCCCGGCGUGCACUGGAGCCUCGCUGGGGGAGAUGUCAGCUUGGACCAUGGGCGCCCGCGGUCUGGACACGCGAGGAAGUUUCUUUAAGCUCAUUGACACAAUUGCCUCAGAGAUCGGAGAACUGAAACAGGAGAUGGUGCGGACAGAUGUCAGCUUGGAAAAUGGCCUGGAACCCGUCGAAACCCACAGCAUGGUCAGACACAACGACAGCGGCUGUUCUGAGGAUGAGGACGGGAAGCUCUGUCCCCGGGACUCUGGCUAUGAUAGCCUCUCCAGCAGGCUCAGCGUCCUGGACCGGCUCCUUCACACCCACCCUGUCUGGCUGCAGCUGGGUCUGAGCGAGGAGGAGGCAGCGGAGGUCCUGCAGCCCCAGCCUCCCGGGCUCUUCCUGGUUCAUAAAUCCACCAAAAUGCAGAAGAAAGUCCUCUCCCUUCGCCUGCCCCAAGAAUUUGGAACCUCACUCAAGGAAUUUGCCAUAAAGGAAAGUGCAUACACCUUUUCCCUGGAAGGCUCAGGAAUCAGUUUUGCGGAUUUAUUCCGGCUCAUUGCUUUCUACUGCAUCAGCAGGGAUGUUCUGCCGUUUACCUUGAAGUUGCCUUAUGCCAUUUCAACAGCCAAGACUGAGGCUAAGCUUGAAGAACUGGCCCAGCUGGGACUAAAUUUUUGGAGCUCCCCAGCUGACACCAAACCCCCAAACCCUCCAGCUCCCCACAGCCCUCUCUCCUCAGACGGCGGCGUCUGUCCUGCCUCCUUGCGCCAGCUCUGCCUUAUAAAUGGAGUGCAUUCUAUCAAAACCAGGAUGCCCUCAGAGCUGGAGUGCAGCCAGACCAACGGGGCCCUGUGUUUCAUUAAUCCCCUUUUCUUGAAAGUGCACAGCCAGGACCUCGGUGGAGGCCUGAAACGGCCGAGCACAAGGACUCCCAACGCGAAUGGCACCGAGCCGCCUCGCUCCCCCCCACCCCGGCCCCCGCCCCCGGCUAUUAAUAGUCCGCACACAAGCCCUGGGCUGUCCGGGGCUGGAGCCCAGGCGGGCAUGCCAGAAACAGCGAACCAUAACAAACAUGGGAACGCAGCGCUGCCUGGAGCCAGACCAGCUCCCGUCCCUCCGCCCCGGCUCAAGAAGCAGGCUUCCUUUCUGGAGGCGGAGGGCGGCGCCAAGACCUUGACCGGCGGCCGUCCGGGCGCAGCUGGCCGCGCAGGUGCCGCCCCGCCCGCCGCCGCCCCGGGCGGUUGCACAAGCGCCCCGCCGCCCGGCGCUGACUCACGGCCCCCGCGCCAUGGGGGCCGCCAGCGGCUGAGCGACAUGAGCCUCUCCACCUCGUCCUCCGACUCGCUCGAGUGCGAGCGCAGCAUGCCCCUGCUCGGCUACGAGGCGGACACCAACAGCAGCCUGGAGGACUACGAGGGCGACAGCGACCAGGAGACCAUGGCGCCCCCGGUCAAGUCCAAAAAGAAGAGGAGCAGCUCCUUCGUGCUGCCCAAGCUGGUCAAGUCCCAGCUGCAGAAGGUCAGUGGCGUGUUCAGCUCCUUCAUGACCCCGGAGAAGCGGAUGGUGCGCAGGAUCGCCGAGCUGUCCCGGGACAAAUGCACCUACUUCGGGUGCCUGGUGCAGGACUACGUGAGCUUCCUGCAGGAAAACAGGGACUGCCACGUGUCCAGCACCGACCUGCUGCAGACCAUCCGGCAGUUCAUGACCCAGGUCAAGAACUAUUUAUCCCAGAGCUCCGAGCUGGACCCUCCCAUCGAGUCGCUGAUCCCUGAAGACCAAAUAGAUGUCGUGCUGGAAAAAGCCAUGCACAAGUGCAUCUUGAAGCCCCUGAAGGGGCACGUGGAGGCCAUGCUGAAGGACUUCCACGUGGCCGACGGCUCGUGGAAACAGCUCAAGGACAACCUGCAGCUCGUGCGGCAGAGGAACCCGCAGGAGCUGGGGGUUUUUGCCCCAACCCCUGAUUUCGUGGAUGUGGAGAAAAUCAAAGUCAAAUUCAUGACCAUGCAGAAAAUGUAUUCGCCCGAAAAGAAAGUCAUGCUGCUGCUGAGGGUCUGCAAGCUCAUCUACACUGUCAUGGAGAGCAACUCAGGGAGGAUGUACGGCGCCGAUGACUUCCUGCCAGUGCUGACUUAUGUCAUCGCUCAGUGUGACAUGCUCGAACUGGACACGGAGGUCGAGUACAUGAUGGAACUCCUGGACCCGUCGCUGCUCCACGGCGAAGGAGGUUAUUACUUGACGAGUGCCUACGGGGCACUUUCUCUGAUAAAGAAUUUCCAAGAAGAGCAAGCAGCGAGACUGCUCAGCUCUGAGACCAGGGACACACUGCGGCAGUGGCACAAGCGGAGGACGGCCAGCCGGACCGUCCCUUCUGUGGACGACUUCCAGAAUUACCUCCGAGUUGCAUUCCAGGAGGUCGGCAGUGGCUGCACGGGAAAGACCCUCCUUGUGAGACCAUAUGUCACCACCGAGGACGUAUGUCAGAUCUGUGCCGAGAAGUUUAAGGUGCAGGACCCUGCGGGGUACAGCCUCUUUCUGUUUGUGGACGAAACGUGGCAGCAGCUGGCGGAGGACACUUACCCUCAAAAGAUCAAGGCCGAGCUGCACAGCCGACCCCAACCCCACAUCUUCCACUUUGUCUAUAAGCGCGUCAGGAGUGAUUCUUACGGCGUCAUUUUCCACAGCGAGGAUGAGGACCUCACCGCCUCAUAGAAGACGCAAGGAACUUCUCAGUGUUGGAUCCAACGGGGGCUGGGACCUCGCCUUCUGGCUUCUGUGUCACAUCCUCGGGGACCCCUCAGUUCAGUGACUAAGCCAUCCACAGGCCAGCUUGGCCAAGGGUAUCAUUAGCCACUUCAGGUAGUGGAGGUUGUGAAACAGUAGGAUUCUCCUUCAGCAAAGGAGAAUUGCAUAUGAUGGUUCAAGUGUCCUGAGAUUGUUGGCUACCUACCCCAAGCCAGGUUCUAGGUUGGCUUACGUGUAUGUAUAUAUGCUGAAUAAACAUUUCUUGAAUUCACCAGCAGGUGUUUGAAAAGACUGUGCAGUGAAGAGUCAGGUACUUCUCAGUUCCGUGGAUGGCUCCGCCCAUCCUUCCUCUCUUUCUUUCUUCUAUCCUUCUUUCUUCUUCUUCUUUUUUUUUUUUACAAAGAGCCUUUGUGUUUUUAUAUAUUUCAUAGAAAUUUUUAUAGCAGUUGCAGGUAAACUGUCAGGAUUUGUUUUUAAAAUAUUUUUGUAAUUUUAAAAUAUUCUAUAAUUAUGCAUGUGAUUUUAACAUUUAAUAUUCGAAAAUAAAUCUCUUGCUGGAUUUGAGAGUAUUGCAUUUUACAGGUGUCUCUUCUGUAACUGGAUGUUUUGGUGACUUUGUGAGGAGAGACUGCUGGAUUUCUUAAAGCAAUAUAUUCCUGACACUGGCUGCAGAAUGCCUUUGGAAAUCUCAUGUACUGUGUUAUCUUGUUCACGUGUAGUGGAGUUUUGCUGUUUUGAUUUUUUUAAACAAGUGAUGCUGACAAUAAGGAGAGAAAUGAAUGUAGAGAGAGAUAGGAGAGAAAUACAGACUCUAAAAAAGGACUGGGGAGUGUAGUCUGCUGGUUCAGGCUCUUUGAAAGAUAAGAAAAGGAGAUGGGAGGAACCACUUAUGCUUAAAAGACUAUAAAUAUGCAAUGAGAUUUGGCAAAAUCUAUUCCGUAUGUUAGGGACUUUUAGAAAAAAUUUUGAAAACUCCAUGAGGCAAAAAAUUAGGAAUGAUAUUCCCCCCCCCAUACAAUCAAAAUUAACAGCAUCAAUUUAUUUGAGGGCAGAAACCAAGUAAUGUAUAAUGUGGCUUUUGUUGAGUUAAAUAAGAUGUUACACAUUAGAAAAGUUUCGAAAUGCACCCAAAAACCCAUCUGCAUCAUAAGGAUCUAUGGUGAAGUUAAAUCCACGUUUUAUAAAAGCAGUGUGCAGGGGCACAGACUAUGAGGGUCUUGUAUCAGUGUAACACAGGUAGUUACAAAAACAUGUUCUCGUACUGUGUAAAGAUGCACGGUCGUCUGUUUGAUUGGCCUUGUACCUUGUACCUUUCUUAGCCUUGACUUUCGUUGUACUAGAACCCUCAGCACAUACUGUGUUGUACUUCCUUUUGUAAAUGAUUUUUAAAUGGAAUUUUGCACAUAAUACAUUGUAAUACUGUAUGAUAAUCAUGUGUGAAAAUAAUUUUUGAAACAU